Molecule: messenger RNA, 1957 nt
Organism: Daphnia magna
Lineage: Eukaryota; Metazoa; Arthropoda; Branchiopoda; Diplostraca; Daphniidae
Exons: 9
Coding region: 103-1584 (493 amino acids)
Molecular function (GO): protein binding
Source: RefSeq, a predicted model, not a curated record
CCAAAAUUCAAAAUUCCACUUGAUUUUCUCUCAUAGCUUCACGUUUUGUAUGCAUCCAUAUGACAAUAUUUUCCUUUAGAACUGAUCACUUAUUUCACCGUAAUGGACGUGAAUGCAAAUACAACGAUUUGGCCUUUUGACAAUCCGAAGAUUACAAAUGCAAUUCUUGGGUAUCUGGAUUGCCGAAGUCUUAGAAUAGCUGAGAAUGUUUGUCUAAAAUGGAAGAAGGCUAUAUAUGAUGAACACCUGUGGGAGGAAGUUUAUAGAAGAAAUAUGCAGUUGCCAGAUUGGAAGAAAUUGGAGCAAGUCCUAAAACUAAGAAAUCCUGAUUUAUUUUUAUUCCCUUCUGAGCUUGAAAUUAACCAUUAUAAAGAAGCCUGCUGUCACAUAGAAGAUACAAUAAAGAAACUUGAGAGGAAUUGGGCAAGAGGAAUUUACACCAGCUCAAACUACCCAACAGAACUCACACCCCCAAAAAAGAGAACCAAUGAGCAUAUUUACUUUUCCAUGAACGAGAGCUUGAUAGUGAGUGUUUCGCCAACUGGUCGAAUCAGCACAAGAAACCGAUGGGCACCGGAAGAGGAACAUAUUGCUCAUCUGUUACCAAACAAAAACAUCCCAAUCGAUAAUUUUGACCUGCAUCCUAUGAUUGAGUCAGUUCAAUUUAAUGGCGAUACUUUUGCUGCAGUUGGCCUUGUCGACACUAGGAAGAUUUUAUUUUUAUUCAAUGCUAAAGAACAUUCAGAACCUCUUCUGUUACGAUGCUCAGCAUGGAGAGGGAUUGAAAAUACGGCUGCCGAUUCCCUUUACAAUUUUAAUCAAAAAAAUUGCAUUCGCUUGAAGGAUGACGUACUAGUGCUUUGUGGCAAGAAGCAAGCAGAUUCAUCAACGGUAGUCUCCGUGAUGAAUACGAGAACAAAGCAAUCAUUGUAUCAGAACCUGGAAAUCCCAAGUCGUGUUGGGCAACUGUCAGAUUUCACGCUUGACCACUGGCGGAUUAUCCUGUUCUUCGGAAGAAAAGAAAAUCCACGUUUAAAGCAAGUGGAUCGUUAUCUGUUACAGAUUCGUGACUUGGCUUCCUUUACGCUGCUCAAAUCCUUUGUACUGCCCGUUACUCGUUCCCGUGUCUGCCAUUUUGACUAUUCAAACGGAUUCGCUGUCACAGGAUCAGAUGACAGCCCUAUAAGGAUAUGGAAUGUGGCCAAUGGAACUUGCGAUGGGGACUUCUCCCAUGGCGGAGGCAGCCUUUUCGCCUUAAAAAUCAUCGCCGAUCGACUUAUAAUCACGUCCGACUACCAGGGCAUAAUCAAGUUAUGGAACUUGAAGGCAGCAACCGAUUUGGCCACCCGAAACAAUCCAUCUAGUCUGUUGCUACGAACGCUGGAUUCCCCACCAUCCCCAUACACGAAAUUUCGUAAAGUCAAAACGCUAGCCCUGCAAGCCGACGAAUUCCAGGUAGCGCUUAUUCUUCAACACGAUGCCAAACCCCCACAGCUCUAUUUAGUGGAUUUUUUAGCAAAUGUGCUUAAUGAUGGAGAACUCGAAAAGAAAACAAGACAAGUUCGCAAGCGCCGUCAGCUAUAACUGUAUUUAUUUCAUUCCAUCAAAUAGGACAGCAAUAAUCUUAGUUUUUCGGCUAUUUGUCUUUACUGAUAUUCAUUAAGAUUCAGAUGUGGAAUGUUCAUUCGCCAUGUUGUGAAUUGUGAUGUUAAGCAAAUUGUUGAUUUUCCUCCGGUUGAAUCGGUGCCUUUGUGUGUGUUUGAGUGACUCGUUUGGGUUCAAAUGCUCAUUCAUAUCGCUUUGUGGUUCAAGAAAGUAAAAUGACAGGGCAUCACCUGGAUUAUAACGUUUUGUAUAACCUUGAGUUACAUGUUAUAGACUUGCUGUGAAUAUUUAGAUUUGUUGUGCUCAUUUCAGACGGCUCUAGUCGGAACGUAAAGUGAAAAGUUGUUUGGUA